UUCUGUCGAUCUGCAAGAGAAAGCAAAUUUCACAAAACUCAGUAGACUUCUAGUUGACAAAGGAACUGAGGCUUUGAGAAAUACAUUUGAUACCAUCCAUCCACCUGUUAGUCUACCCGGAGUACUGGCUGCAAACAAAACAUCUCUUCAAAAGUUAAAACUUCGAAUUAUUAAUAAUUCCCAGUGGGAUUUACUGUUUCCUCCGUCUGGCAACCCACCAGAUUCCAAAACCUUUGAUGUCACAUUACUUACAGUUCUAUUCCGGAACAUUUGUGGUUUUCCAUCAACAGGAUGGAGUGUAAUGCCUCCGGAUACUGAUAGGUCAACGCAGGCGAAUAUCGCAAGAAUCAAGUGUUACAGAAAUGAAGUUAUUGCACAUGUAACAACAACUCGAGUUGACAAUUAAACAUUUGAGUCUUUAUGGAAGAAAAUCUCCCAGGCGAUAGUAGAAUUGGGCGUUUCACAGAGUGAUGUCGACGAUUUAGGAAAAUGUCCUCUAGGGCCUGAAGAAGAAGUGUAUGUGCAAAAGCUUGAAGAUUGGAAACUGCACGAAGAUGAGUGUAUUAAAAUGCUUGCAACAAUAAAACAAAUCGUUGAGUCUUUGUUGAAGAAAAGUGACAAUGAGAUCCCGCAAACGUCCCUCAAGCGUACGCUAUCAAUACCCGAGGAUGCCAAUCCCGAAAAAAAAAUCUGCAAGGCGAGUGGUGAAGAUGUAUUACAAAAACUUGCCAAACAUAAUUUCAAGAAUAAAAUUAAAAGAAAAGUCAAAUUUUUCCUUCCUGGAACGAGAGAGUGGUUGUUAAAAAAAGUUGACGAGUGGUUUUGUAGCAGUGAUAGUGAUUCAAGAAUAAAGUUAAUAACAGCUGGACCAGGAUUUGGUAAAAGCGUGUUUGCCGCUAAAACCUGUGAAGAUUUUGAGAAGACUGGAAAGCUGGCUGCUUGUCACUUUUGUGAUUUCAGUAAUUCAAACCUAAGAGAUCCGAUGAUUAUGCUGCAGUCUCUCGCAAGUCAGAUGUGUGAGAAUGUCCCUGGUUUUAAACAGAAGCUUCUUGAUCAGUUAAAGCGACCUCAUCAAGUUCAAAAUCUGAAAGAUGCCUUUCUAAUAUAUUUGCAAAAUCCCUUAGAUGAAUUGGAAAUAAAAGAGCCACGUUUAGUCGUGAUCGAUGGCUUGGAUGAAAGUGCUGCAGAUAAUAAGAAUGAAAUUGCGCAUUUAAUUGCUGAAUAUUUUCCUGAGCUUCCCGAGUACAUCAAAAUCUUGGUGACGAGCAGGCCAGAGAUUUCCGUUGCUGAUCUAAGACUAAGAGACGAUCAAAAGACAGACAUUGCCAAUGUUCAUGACAACAAUAACUCAGAUCUUGAACUUUAUUUUAAAGAAUGUUUUUCAAGUUUAGUUGGCAGGGAAGUGGAUAAAAGGAAGAUGAGCGAAGAUUUCUAUAAGGAUAAUCCAUAUCUAUCAUCUCAUUACCGCUUUAGGCAAAAUAAAGCUAUUAGUUUACUUUCCAUUUUUGUUGCCAAAUGCCAAGGCUCGUUUCUCUAUGCAUAUCACUUUCAAUCUGGGCUAAGGGCUCGCUAUGAUCUUGAGAAGAUAACAAAUAAUGACGUCAUGGAGUUUCUCCCAGAAGGUUUGCAUUCUGUUUACGAACGAUAUUUUAAACGCCUUGAAGACGAGCUUAACGCCAUAAAACACGAAAAAAUCGAUGUCUUGAAUAUUUUGGCAAUGCUGGUUGCUUCCGAAGAAGAUCUUCCCCUCACUUUCGUCGCUCAGGCUUUUGGUUUAGCUCCUGAUUGUCGCGAAACGAAAGACAUCAUCAACAAAAUUAAUGAAAUCGUAUCGUGCUUGUUCAAAGGGCUACAAAGAUCACCAGUAUACUGUCAAGGUCGAUGA
Dendronephthya gigantea is the source of this 1885-nucleotide messenger RNA. RefSeq lists its product as uncharacterized. The transcript is spliced from 2 exons. The coding region runs from base 569 to 1885 and encodes 438 amino acids. The record is from RefSeq and is a predicted model, not a curated record. Lineage: Eukaryota; Metazoa; Cnidaria; Anthozoa; Malacalcyonacea; Nephtheidae.